Messenger RNA from Cheilinus undulatus (humphead wrasse), 5160 nucleotides. RefSeq names its product 5-hydroxytryptamine (serotonin) receptor 2B, G protein-coupled (gene htr2b). Bases 1391 to 2812 code for a protein of 473 amino acids. NCBI's taxonomy places the organism in Eukaryota, Metazoa, Chordata, Actinopteri, Labriformes, Labridae. Gene Ontology annotation, biological process: smooth muscle contraction; chemical synaptic transmission; vasoconstriction. The record is from RefSeq and is a predicted model, not a curated record. Gene Ontology annotation, cellular component: plasma membrane; dendrite. Gene Ontology annotation, molecular function: neurotransmitter receptor activity; G protein-coupled serotonin receptor activity. The transcript has 4 exons.
AUCAAAGUGUUCUGGGAUUACAGGACAAAAAUGAAGAUCAAGUAGAGCCAAUAAAGAUCUGUGAUGCUAUUGUUUGCCUAAGUUUAUAAGGGAGCAAGCAUGCUUCUCUCUUAACUGGGAGAGGAAAGAGAUCCAAGUGGGGAUUACUGGCUGCAUUUCUCACAUUUUCUUGUGAAGAGAAGAUCUGCUCACUCUUCUCUGGUUAAACUCUUGGGACUGCUUAUUUCUAGAUCUUUAAAUAUAUUACACAUAAGAGCAAUGAGUGCACAUUCAUGGAUAGCACCUUUUGACUUCUUUUACCAAAAACAUAAAAAAAAAAAAAAAACACAAAUACACUCUAUAUUUCCAACGUAUUAAUGUUGUGAAAAACAGAAUUGCAUUUUAGAGACAGCCUAUAUGGUGUGCAAGUAACACACUACAUGGACCACUGCAACAACCCCCACUACUGUCCGCUUCAUAUGGAGAACAGAAAGUGACAAAUAUAAACAGUGGGACGGCUGUGUUGAGGGAAAUUACCUCCCUGAACCACUGGCGUGUUGCCAGCAUGAAGACAUUCAUCUGUUUGGUACAGAGACUGACUCGCGGGUAAGACAGAGGGAAGGGAGGGGAAAAGCGUGAGCCGAACAAGACUGGAAAGAGUGUGAGCUGAUCACAGGCAGUGAGAGAGUGAGGGGCAGCAGAUGGGAAUGGGAGAGAGGCGGAACAGCCGCAGCAGCUGAAAGUUUUAAACCUGUGAUCGCAGUAUGUGAUGCGGAGCGAGACUGGGGGUUCCUCCAACAUGUGGGAGCAAAACAAUUUCCACAUCAUGGACCGCUUAAGCCAGAGACAGAUUUAGGUUUGGCCGCUGAAGGAAGGUGUUCUCUGUCACGUUCUUAUUUGGGUAGGGAGGAAACAUAAAGAGGCAAUAGGAGAGUUUAAAGGUUUAACUAUGGAGGUUUGUAAAGCUAUAAAUGCACUGGACAUGAAGCUGAAUUUUUCCACCAGUGCAAGACACUCGCUUUAGUGUUUAUGGAAGUUGAGACGUGGCGGCCCGGAAAAAUUCUUCAACAGUAAAACGACAACAGGGAACUUAAAAGUUAAGCAGACAUCGCCUUCUGGAGCAGUGAUUGGAUUGCAGUCCCUGAAAAAGUGAGGACCCCAGCUAAUACGUCACAGAGGAAAUACUUGUCGUGUGGGGAUUGUUACCAUCAGUGGAUUUUUUUUUCUUGGACCUUUUGGAUUUAUCAGCUGUUAUCUCAGUUUGUACAAAGGAUGAAGCAUCCUGUGCACUGACCAGUCCGAACCUGUGUCCGUGCCUGUGGGACCAAGUGACCAUGCUGACCAAGCAUCCUUCACCAGAAAGAUCAGAGCCCAAAGCCACGCUACGGCCUGCUGUAAGCUCUGCAGCACCAUGUCUCAAGCAGUCACUGCUCCUCUCCAGACCAACAGCUCACAGGCAGGAGAAGUGCCUGGGGUUCAGCUGAGAUGGGCUGCUCUGCUUAUUGUCAUGGUCAUCAUCCCCACUAUUGGAGGAAACAUCCUGGUCAUUCUUGCUGUGUCACUGGAGAGAAAGCUGCAGAACGCCACCAACUACUUUCUGAUGUCACUCGCUGUGGCUGAUCUGUUGGUGGGACUCCUAGUGAUGCCCAUUGCCCUCGUCACUAUUCUCUACAAUUCCAACUGGCCUCUUCCCGAAUCUCUCUGCCCCAUUUGGCUGUUCCUCGAUGUGCUGUUUUCUACCGCAUCCAUCAUGCAUCUCUGUGCCAUUUCACUGGAUCGCUACAUUGCCAUCAAGAAGCCAAUCCAGCACAGCCAGUACAAAUCUAGAGCCAAAGCAAUGCUAAAAAUUGCACUGGUGUGGCUCAUAUCUAUUGGUAUUGCAAUCCCAAUCCCGAUUAAAGGGCUUAAGAACCAGCAUCAUCCCAACAACAUUACCUUUAACAGUAACCACACAUGCCUGCUGAAAACGGACACUUUCAGAGAGUUCAUCAUGUUUGGCUCCUUGGUUGCGUUCUUCAUUCCUCUGACCAUCAUGAUGGUCAUCUACCUACUGACUGUUCAAGCUUUGCGCAAAAAGGUUUAUUUGCUCAAGUCCAAGGUGGCUCAGCGCUUUAGCUACCCAACAGUCUCCACAGUUUUCAAAAGGGAGCAGGCUUUCACUCCAUCUGAAGAUGCACAGUUGAACAUGCUGGAUAACAGAAUUUCAUGGAUGCGAGAAAAAACAGUUGCAGGAACACUAAACUCCCCUACAGAAGAUGACUUGUCCUUUCGGAGAAUGUCAACUAUGGGCAAGAAGUCGAUGCAGACUCUGAGCAAUGAGCAGCGUGCCUCAAAGGUGCUCGGCAUAGUCUUCCUCCUGUUUGUAGUCAUGUGGUGCCCGUUCUUUAUUACCAAUAUCACCUCUGUGCUUUGCACCAGCUGUAACCCUCAUUUAAUUUCCCGCCUUAUGGAGAUUUUUGUUUGGGUUGGUUACGUGUCAUCAGGCAUCAACCCAUUGGUUUACACCUUAUUCAACAAGACUUUCAGGGAAGCAUUCUCACGUUACAUCACCUGUAACUACAAGACCUGUGCUAGUCACAGACCAGGAAGGCAACCAACAGCAUCUUGUGCAGAUCGGACCCAUACAAGGAUUUCAUUCAAAUCUUCCAUGGCAGAGAACUCUAAACUGUUCAUGAAGAGAGGAAUGAAGAAUGGCAUUGGAGCAGUGAGCUACCAAAGUCCCCUCAGGUGUCAUCAAGAACCUGUACAACCAUCCAGUGGUGUUGUGUUAGACACAAUGCUUCUGACUGAGACUGUAACUGAGAAGCACGAGGAAUAUGUUAGCUGUGUAUAGAGAUAGCUGACAAACAAAUCAAGGUGAAGGUGAAGCUCUAAAUAUUUCAGAUUUUGAUGCAGACAUUCUAUCUCUGUAAAGACAAAGGCUAGCCUCUCAACAUAAGGAUCUGCUAUUGACAUCAAUUUAAAUGACAAAUCUUAAAGUGCCAGUGUAAAAACAGAAUUUAACCUGUUGCUGUCCAAUUUGCUGCCAUUUGUUUACAUCAUUUUUUUCAUUUAAGUAAAAUAGGUCGAUAUUCCAUAACCACAUAAAACACUUACUACUUUACCACAAGAAAGCCAUAUUAAACUGUUAUCUAUAAAAAAAAACAGCACAGGAGUCCAUAGCAUUUGAGAAAGGGGUUUACAUUUUCAAACAUUAAGACUCUACUGACAUGGAGUGACCUGUAACAGGUCAAAGAAGGACAAGUAAAAAGAAAAGAACAGGUGAGUAUACUAUGAAAGUGUUGAAGUGCCUCUAUCAAAGUUACACAAAUAGUUGCAGCCUUGAGACAAAAAUAUCAGAAAUAAUGAGAGAACAAUAACCUGGUUACCCUAAAUAAGGUUUAGAAUACUUUCCUAUGCUGCUUGCUCAUUGCUUUUGGAAAAUUUAAAAUAUGCUGUUAAAAAAUUCAGACAACAAGCUACUGUAGCAUAAACAGACUUUUUUGCACUGUUGAAACAAUACUUCUUGUACAUGCUAGACCUUUAGAAAGUCAUCUUGCAUGUGUUCUUCAGUCUAAUGUUUUGAUAUGGAUAAAGGUUUUGAUUUUUAAAAAAUGACAUAAAAAAGAACAAAACAGUCCAAAUUAACAGAAAAUAAAUGCUCAAUAAAAAUGAUUCUGUGUUGCUGUGUUGAAAGAAAACAGUUUCUUAGCAUCAUGGCUACUUCACUGUUUACAUCUGCACUCAUGUUCAUUCAUUCACUCUCUUGACUCAGCUUUGACAAAAUGACAACAUUGAUGAUAAGAUAAGAUAAGGUAGUAAAUACGAGAAUGAUAGCAAGUAAAGGCAAUCUGGGAUAUUGUCAUCUUGGGAUUAAUUUUUACAGCCCUGUUAUGUUAACAUCCACAGUUUGGGUAGUGAAAAUUUCAUAGACCACAAAAUAAAAUGAUAUCAAAUCAAGUUCAGAAAAUACAGACUUGCUUUGAUUGGGAUAAUAAGAUACAAGACUUGGAUCAGCCUCCACAAUGUUGGUAUGUGAGUAAGGAGUGUGUCAGCAUUUUAUUGUUAACUAGACUGACACCGUCUCUCUGUUUAUUGUUAACGAACAGAAAGUGUUGAUCUUGGAUGAACUGCACAGACUCCAGACAUUUGAACACAAAGCUGUGUGGUUACUGGCUGUAAGUGUGGAUGUUAGAGGACAGGAGGGAGUUAUCAUUGAGCUAUUAGGGUGAGAGGCUGGAAGAGAGACAGCCAACUGACUCAUUACAGUUCAACACUCUUUCUAAACAGUGAAGAUUUAUGCAAAGUUUAUCUAACAGUCAAUUGAUCCUGCAGAACAUCACACAGCCUCUUUUGGGCGUAAAAAAAAAUGUACACCCUGAACACACUGGCCAGGGGGGUCUGUUUUACUCUGCUCUGGAUUCUGAUUGUUUAAUCCAUGUUGGUGUAAGAGGGUUAAAAUCCUAUAAUUGCAAAGAAAGACAAUAAGAGUGGCAAUGACAAGUCUAUCUUUCACUUACUAAAAAAAUACCAUUAUUUAAGACAUCAACGGUUGUUUUUUCUUUGGAACAGUCAAUCUGGGUUCUUUGAUUACUGUGCAGGGUCUAAUAUAUCUACUAGGGCUGAACAAUUUUGGAAAAAAUAUCUUAUUUGGAUUUUUUUGACUUAUUGCAAAUUUGAUAUGAAUUGUUGUACUGAAAUGGAAUGAUCACUUUUAUGUCAUUAUCAAUAUUAUCAAGUAAAACAGUUUGUUUUUUUGGGGGGGAAAAUUGAUUUUUUGCAUGAUGUUUAGAGCAUCAUCUGCUUUUUAAAUAAAAACGACAUUGCAAAGGUUCACAAAAUAGCAAUGCCAUGUGCAUAUUAUACUACUAAGGUGCAGUCGUAAUGACCAUUUGUCAGAGACGUGAGUAUUUUUGAUUGGUCCGAAACCAAUUAGAUUUGAACAGUUUGUAAGAAGCACAGUAAAUUAGAUUUCAAAAUAAAUGAGAAAACUCUGGCAUUCACAAUAAUUUUAUGACAGGAUCUACACUGAUGUAAAUGGGUAAAAGUGUUAAAUUUUGUGUUUACACAGACCGCUGAACUAUAGAUUGAGGGUAAACUUACAACAGCACUUUUGUCCAAGAACUUAAUGCUUUAAAAAGAUGGUGUUUGUUGCGUGUAAAAAACUUUACAAGGUUAAGAUGAGAGUGAUAAAAGUAUUAU